AUGAGAAGAAAGCCUUCAUUUCUCUUUGCACCCUAUAGGGUUAUGGGAAUCGUUUGUACAGAUGUUAAACCUGCGUUUUGUACUGCUCUGUCGAAAAACAAAAUGACUUCUUUAUAUUGUCCAAUUGACAAUUCUGUUCAUCAUUACAAUGCUACAAAACUUAGAACUGUAGCAGUUUCUAAAAGUUUACCAAAUGUUAUCACAGCAUUAGCAGUUGAACCCACGGGGAUUUACGCUGCAGCUGGAAAAGAAAUAUAUUUCAUGAAAUUCUGUAGAACAGUCGACAAAACUUUCACCGUGAAUCAUGUUACUAAGAACAUGAUGAUCUUCGGAGAUCAACUUGUAAUCAUCGAUCAAGAAAAUGGAAUAAACAUUAUCGAGAAAGAAAAUGGUUCAGAAAUUUUAUAUCUCGAAGGCUCUCCAGAAUUUGAAAUCACCGCUUUAGUUCAUCCAGCUACUUAUCUCAAUAAGAUUGUGGUUGGCUCGUCAAAUGGAAAACUUAGAAUCAUCAAUAUCAAAACAGGAAAGGUUAUUCAUGAAUUCAAACCAGUAGUUGAUUCUCCCGUUACCAUCAUUGAACAAUCUCCAAUAGUCGAUGUGUUAGCAAUAGGAUUUGCGAAUGGAAAAGUUAUAUUAUAUGAUAUUCGAUCAGCUGAACUGAUUUGUAGCUUCAAGCAUGAUAGUGCUAUCACUGCCAUAGGCUUCAGAACUGAUGGAGAGCCUUUUUUGACUACAGGUGAUCUGAAUGGCAACAUCGCUGUUUGGGAUUUAGAAAAACGAGAACUCAUUGGUAAAAUUGCAAAUGUUCAUAAGAAGUCUAUCACGCGUUUACAUUUUCUUCCUUCUGAACCCAUAAUGAUUUCUACUUCGGCAGACAAUUCCAUCAGAACAUGGGUGUUAGAUGGUAUGGAUGGAAUGCCAAGACAAUUGAAUCUUCUGGAAGGACAUUCAGAUCCUAUAACUGCUCUUAACUUUUCUAAUAAAGAAGAGAUCGUUUCCGCUAGUUUAGAUGGAUCUGUUCGGAAAUCAAAUGUGGCUAAUCCAACCAUGAGGCAGAAAUUGGGUAACGCUGGUAUCAUGUCCAGAGCUCAAGCUAAAUUGAAAAAGCGAGCACUUGAUACAAUUCUAUUAGAGCCCGUUGUUGAAAUCGCUUUUGGCUGGUGUAGGGAAGCUGCUUGGGAUAAUAUACUGUGUCGUCAUAGAGAUACUCUGCUUGUUACCACGUGGACAUCGAGAAAAAACUCACAAGGAACUCAUAAAAUUGCUCAUAAACGUUUCACUGAGGUACCCUCUCUCUUCGAUGCUGUCGCAACUGCGGUUGCCAUUUCACCUUGUGGAAAUUUCGGAUACAUAGGAUACUCUACUGGACAUAUUGAUCAGUACAAUAUUCAAAGUGCUCGUUUUAUACAAACAUUUAUUGACCCUUCCUACAAGAAUAGUGAAGACACUGUAGCAUUGAAAGGACACAAUGCCGCCAUCACAUGCAUAUCGGUUGAUACAAGAGGGGAUGAAAUUGUGACGGGUUGCAAGUCUGGAGAAUUGAAGUUCUGGGAGGUUUCUUCUGGAAAGUUGUCAACUAUCAUGAAAUCGAAACUCUCGAUUCAGUCUAGCUCACAAUGUCCUACAAGCAGCUUGAUUGCUGUUGCAUGUCACAAGAAAAACAGCAAAGGCUCAUCUGUGAGUAUCAUUGAUACGAUAUGUCGCAAAAUUGUCCGAACAUUCAACUUACCUGGUGCUUUACCUUCUUCCGUUACCUUUAGUAGUGAUGGUAGAUGGCUCUUGACUGCCGAUGAUACAGGCUUGAUAAGAGUUUGGGAGUUAGCUACAUCUCAGCUAAUUGAUGUAAUCCUUUCUGAAAGGAAAUGCGUCGGUAUGUCGUUUAAUCCCACAGGAGAGUUUCUAGCUACAGUGCAUGAGAAUGAUAAUGCCAUAUAUAUCUGGGCUAAUCAGAUUCUCUUCUCAUCUUUCGUUUCUGUGAAGGCUCUUCCUCUAGAUUUCAAGCCAACAUGGCCAGAUUCAUCUGUGGAUUGUCGAACACUAGAUUUAUACAGUAGUGAUGAAGAUGAAGAGGAAAUGAGCAUCGAGGUGUCUUCUAAUUUCGAUAAGGGUUUGGUGUCGUUCUCAGGCUUGAGUACUGCACGUUGGGCCAAUCUAUCGGAUUUAUCGUUGAUCAAAGAACGAAAUAAGCCGAUAGAAGCACCAAAAAAACCAAAACAAGCUCCUUUCUUCCUUACUGCUGCUCCAACUUUGGAAGGCUUCGAAUUUGAUAUAGCAGAAGAAGAUGAAGAGGAGAAGCGAAAAACUGUUCAAGCAAAACGUAGUCUUCUCGAGAUUGAAAGCUCUUUCAGUGCUGCUUUGAGAAAUGUUAGUGAUGAUUCCAAGUAUUUGGAAUUAUUCGCAAAGUUGAAAGAUAUGUCGAUUUCGACAAUUGAUUUCCAAAUUCGUAGCUUACCAGCAAAUGUUCUUCCGAACUUUUUCCGGAUGAUUUUAGAAGUUUUGAAAACAAAUCAAGAUUUCGAUCUGGCCCAAUCGUAUAUGGGAGCUGCAAUCAGAAUUCACAGGAAUUCCUUGUGGUCUGCCGGCGAUGAAAGUUUGACUAAAGUUUUGGAAGAAUUGUCCCUCGAGCAAGAAAAGGAAUGGACUCCUUAUGAGGAAAUUUUAACUAAUAACGCCUCUGUUGUUCAGUGGGUGAAAAACGCUCUUAUAUAA
Messenger RNA from Auanema sp. JU1783, 2709 nucleotides. Lineage: Eukaryota; Metazoa; Nematoda; Chromadorea; Rhabditida; Rhabditidae. The record is from the annotation of a GenBank genome assembly.